AUGUGUAAGGCUGGGCUGGAUGGAUCCAAAGCUGGAGUCAAUAUUGCUGGAAGAAAUAUCAACAACCUCAGAUACGCAGAUGAUACUACUCUGAUGGCUGAAAGUGAGGAAGAACUAAAGGACCUAUUGAUGAUGGUAAAAGAGAGUGAAAAAGCUGGCUUGCUGCUCAACGUUGAAAAGACUAAGAUCAUGCCAAACAGCAAUCUUUGUUCCUGGCAAAUAGAUAUGGAAGAAGUGGAGGCAGUGACAGAUUUUAUUUUCCUGGGAUCCAAGAUCUCUUCAGAUGGUGACUGCAGUCAUGAAAUUAAAAGACGUUUGCUUCUUGGGAGGAAAGCUAUGGCAAACUUAGACAAGCUGGUAAAAACUAAAGAUCUUACACUAUCAACAAAGGUCUGCAUAGUCAGAACUAUGGUAUUCCCAGUAGUAACAUACGGAUGUGAGAGCUGGACUAUAAAGAAGGCUGAGCGUCGUAGAAUUGAUGCCUUUGAACUGUGGUGUUAG
Pelobates cultripes (western spadefoot toad) is the source of this 501-nucleotide messenger RNA. NCBI's taxonomy places the organism in Eukaryota, Metazoa, Chordata, Amphibia, Anura, Pelobatidae. The record is from the annotation of a GenBank genome assembly.